Messenger RNA from Thyridium curvatum, 1815 nucleotides. RefSeq lists its product as uncharacterized. The record is from RefSeq and is a predicted model, not a curated record. The transcript has 2 exons. Lineage: Eukaryota; Fungi; Ascomycota; Sordariomycetes; Thyridiales; Thyridiaceae. The coding region runs from base 1 to 1815 and encodes 604 amino acids.
AUGGCUUCCGCUACAGACACUCGACGAUCUAACACACCAGAGAGGCUUGGUAGAUCCUCCUUCUCUUCUAUCCGCGAACGCGACGACGAUCUUGCCCAGACCUUUACCUCGUCCAAGAUCUCCUCAUACAACACACCACUCGAACACGCCAUUGACGACUCGUCCGCCGACGAGGAUACUAUGUUGGCAACGCAGACACAGUUCGCACCUCCCAUCACUCAGCCGUCGAGCAGACUUCAUGGCUACUGGGCCCCGCCGGACUCCUUCAAGGGCUGGAAGGGCAUCAACGUGAAGGGUAAGCUCGCGAGCAAGAGCUUUGGUGAUCUCCAGAUAUUAAACAAUGCGUGGAAGCCGGCGCCCAGCCCACCUCGGGUCAGAGGUCGGGCCGCCCCCGGUGAAGCCAUUAUCGAGGUGCUUCCGAUCGAAAUUCUAAACAACAUCAUCGGUUUUCUUGAGCUUGACAUCCCGCCCAAUGGCAUUGAACGGCGCAAUGUCGACCUCAUGUCGUGUCUCCUCACGUCCAAGACCAUGCACACCGCCACCUUGAACACGCUCUACACCAAGGUCACCAUUCCCCACUCGAGAAUCUUCCACAAGUUCCUCGUGAAUAUCACGGCGUAUCCCGCGCUAGGCACGAUCGUACGGCGGCUUGAUUUCUCCCACUUCAACCCCUCCUCCCUAUUCAGCACGGCCAGGGAGCGCCUACAGACGCGAAACCUGACGCCAGACACGCUGUUGCAGUGCCUCCAGCUCACCCCUUGCCUCCAGGAGUUUAUGGCACAGGAGUACAUUGACGAUGAGCUGGACAUCAACGUGCUACGCAAGCUGUUUACUGGGCUUGACCGGAUCCGGGCCCUCGACUUCUGCGGAUGCUCCUCCACAGCCUUCAAGAGUUCCUUCCUGGAGCUCACAUCGGCGCCGCUACCCGAGACGCUCAUGAUCGAGCGCCUCUCCCUGCACAAGUGCCUGACGCUUCCCUCGAGCGUGCUCGACGCGGUCCUUCCCAGACUCAAGUUUCUCACCCAUCUGGACGUCGCCGGUACGAGGCUCUCUAACAAAGCCCUCCAGUCGAUCCCGCACACCGCCAAGUUGACUCAUCUUAAUCUGGCCAAGUGCAAUGCAUUGUCUGCCGACAACGUCAUUGACUUUAUCCAGAACCAUCCUGCCGCCAAGCAACUUGUGUUUCUGAGCCUCGCCAGCGACGCAAGAAGCCAUGAGCUGCUCUCUGCCAGCGACGUCACCACGCUGAUCCCGCUUUUGCCAAAGACGCUCAAGUCGCUGAGCUUGAAGGGUAGCAAAAUGAAUGCGAGCCACAUCGAUCUGCUCCUCCCAUUGACGAAGCACUUGGAGGAGCUGGCCUUGGGCCGGUCGCUGAAGCUGCAGGAUGUGGAUAGGCUCUUCAUCCCCGAUGAGUCGAAGCCUGUAGAGGAGCAGGUGGAGUGGGUGCCGCAUACGAUCAAGUACCUGGACCUCACUGACAUGUGGGGCAACGAACUCGACUUGACUAUCCUCUACAACGUGAGCUGUCUACUGAAGAGAUACACGGAACCCCUGGAGGUUAUCGAGCUUGCAGACGAUGCAUUCAAGCGCCUCCGCAAGUCCCCAGGCGCCAUUGGCAGGGCCGGCUGGCGCAUUUCCGACCUCCAUGUCCGAUCCUGGCUUGUCAGGAACCAUGAUCCUAACGAGCCGAUGCGCGACGACGGUCGUCGCCCCUGGAAGAUGGGCGCCCAGUACUGGGGCAUGCGCAAGGUCCCCGUAACCGUCGCCGAGGUCGGAGGCAUGUAUGGGUCCUUCAUGUUUGGGCGCCAACUGUAA